This is a messenger RNA of Auanema sp. JU1783, 103 nucleotides long. Lineage: Eukaryota; Metazoa; Nematoda; Chromadorea; Rhabditida; Rhabditidae. The record is from the annotation of a GenBank genome assembly.
AAAUUACUCAAGACCUUCUGCUUCCAAGAUCAUCGGAAAUGAGUUGAAAGGAGUUGUCAACGACACUAAGAAGUUUCACUCACCUUACUCUUUCAUAAUCUGA